AUCACAAAAUAUCAACAAUGUCAAUUGUCAAUCAGUAAUUCAAUAGGUAAUAAUUUGUCGUUGUCCAAAAUAUAAAAUAAAAUAAUUAUUACCUAUUCUCUUAAAAAAAAGCAAAGCAACGAAAACAUAGCUACAAUGUACUUGCUUUUGAAAUAAAAAGUCGUGUCUAAAGGAAUAUAUACGGAAUUAAGUCCCAAAACGUUAAAAGUCCAAAACAUUAUUGGUAUCUAAAUAGUCAAAUUAUAGAUUUAACUACAAUGAUUUUACCUAGAAUAUUUAUGAAAAAUAUAAAAAGAAGUUUCCAUUUAUCUCAAAACUACUAUGUUGAGCAUCGCAACCCUUUCGUUAGAACAUGGGAGACAUUAUUUAAAGAUGUUAAAGCUAGUCUUAAUAUGAACAAAAAUCCAGUUUACCCUGAACAUGUAGAUGUUGUUAUUGUUGGCGGGGGUUUUAUAGGGGCUUCAGCAGCCUAUUGGCUCAAAACUAGAGCGGGUGACGGAUUAUCUAUAGUUGUUUUAGAAAAAGAUCCCAUGUAUACAAAUACACAGAAGAUGUUAUCACACGGUGUGCUGACCCAACAUUUUUCAUUAGCUGAAAACAUAUAUCUCUCACAAUUCAGUGCAGAAUUCUUUCGCAACAUAAAAGAAUAUUUAGGUGAUAAUGUUGAUUUGCAAUACUGUCCAAUAGGGCAAUUAUUGCUAGCAAGCGACAAAUAUGUUGAAAAGUUAGAACAAAAUGUUGAUGCACAGAAAGAUUAUGGUAUAAGAAGCAAAUUAUUAACAGUUCAGGAAAUACAGGACAGAUAUCCAUGGAUUAAUACAUCAGAUAUCAAGUUAGGCUGUAUCGGCACUGAAUCAGAAGGUGUCUUCAAUGCUACAGAACUCCUUAGAGGCUACAUACAGAAAUCUCAAGAACUUGGCGCAAAUUUCAUUAAGUCUGAAAUGAUUGGGUUUGAAAUGGAAGUACAAAGAGAUGUAUUAAUGGAAGGUAUAACACCAGGUUCAUUUCAAAAGAUAAACAGAUUACUUUACAAAACUGAUGAUGGUGAGAUACACAAUUUGAAGUUUGCUGCCUGCGUCAUAGCUGCGGGAACAGAGGCAACCAAUAUUGCUAAGCUAGCAAAAAUUGGUACAUCAAAAGGCUUACUGAAAGAACCUUUGCCAAUUGAACAAAGAGAAUAUAACAUAUAUUCUAUAGAAAAUGCAAAAAAUGAUUUGGCAGUUGGAUUGAAUUCUCCCUUUGUAAUGGAUACAAGUGGCUUAUGGUUGAGAAGAAAUGGUCUGCAGAACAAUCUACUGUGUGGACAAAUACCUUCUAUUAGACAAGACAGCGGUUAUUCAGAUACUGAAGUUUUCCAAGCAUCCUUAGUGAAUAGAUAUCCUCAUUUGAAAGAUUCUGAGAUAAAAGUAGUUUCAACGGAGCUAACAGACUGCAACACCUAUGAUGACACUGGAAUUAUUGGCCCGCAUCCAUACCACAGCAAUUUAAUUUUUGCCGCAGGAUUUGGUAGACAAGGUGUUCAACAUAGUCCUGGGAUAGGUAGAGCUAUUGCGGAACUAGUUAUAGACUGCCAAUACAAUGGUAUUGAUUUCACUAGAUAUGGAUUUGAUAGGAUAUUAAUAAAUGAGCCAUUAAUUGAAACAAAUGUAUAUUAAUUUAUUAAAAGUUUAAUUAAAAUUAAGUUUAUUAAACAACAGAGUAUUUUAUUGGAGUCUUACAAUAAUGAACCAGUAGUGGCAUUUAAAUCUACCGAAGGA
This is a messenger RNA of Maniola jurtina (meadow brown), 1757 nucleotides long. It is a transcript of the gene l(2)37Bb, whose product is annotated as FAD-dependent oxidoreductase domain-containing protein 1-like. Bases 258 to 1655 code for a protein of 465 amino acids. Gene Ontology annotation, cellular component: cytoplasm. NCBI's taxonomy places the organism in Eukaryota, Metazoa, Arthropoda, Insecta, Lepidoptera, Nymphalidae. The record is from RefSeq and is a predicted model, not a curated record. The transcript has 6 exons. Gene Ontology annotation, molecular function: oxidoreductase activity.